AAUGAGUAUAAUAGUAGUGUCGACAUAAAAUACUUAGAAGGAAAUCCCAGAAAAAGGAACUAACUUUGGAGAUCUAAUUGACGAAUUCGAGCCCUCUGGAAAAUUUGUGGACUAUUAGUUUGCAUACAAUGGAAUUAUAGUACAAAAUAUUUCAAAAGGAACAAAACUAGCAGCUAUAUGUUAAGGCAAAGGAGGACGCAUAGAGAUCUAAGUAUUAUUCAAAUAUAUAAAAGAGAAAAUAAUCAAACUAACAGUUUUCAAAAAUUUAAUCAAAUAAUCCACAACCAAAUUAGCCAUCACUUUUUACUUAGCAAACAUAUUAAUAAAUUACUCCUUCAAUUAAUCAAUAAGAUUAAACAAGCAGUUCAAUUCAAAAAGGUGAAUAAUCUGCUAGUGUUUGGGAUACUGUAUAACAACCUAAUCUGUAGAAUCCUCAAUAGAUAGAUAGUAUUUUUAUGAAACUUCCUGCUCAACUACCUGCUAGUCAAAAUUCAUUUACUCCCAUACCUGCUAAUGUUUCUGCUACUCCUGGUCCCUUUGUUCCAUCAGCUGUUCCUACUCCUCCUGGUCCCUUCGUUCCAUCAGCUGUUCCUACUCCUCCUGGUUCUUUCGUUCCAUCAGCUGUUCCUCCUCCUGCUACUUUCGUUCCAUCAGCUGUUACUACUCCUCCUGGUCCUUUCGUUCCAUCAGCUGUUCCUACUAAAGCUCCACCUUUUUCUUAAAUUUAACAAACAGCUCAAACAAAUAUCAUAUCCCCCCCAAUACCUAAAUUUGCUUAAUCUCCAGUCAUGAGUCAAACAAUUUAGUAACCAUAAACAUAAACUCUAAGAAAAACAGUAAUAUAUAAGGAUUAAAUUAAUGACGAGUACAAUAUUAUUUAUACUUAGAUAAAAAAUUAUAAAUGAUUAUAAAAUCAAGAUCACAGAAAAAGGAAAUAGAGUGGAACUAGAAAGUGAGAAAUAUGAUUUGAAGGUUGUAUUUUUAGAAGAAAAUGCCAAUGAAGUAAUUUAAAUAAAUAAAUAAUAGAAAAUAUAAUCAGAAAUAAAAAAAUAAUUAACUAAAGAUGCAUAUCCAUAAGAUAUAAAACUUUUGGUUAAAUGUCUAGUAGGGGAAUAAAAUUAGUCAACAAAAGUUAUUUUUAAGAAAAAUUUUGAUGGGUUGGCAAUUUAAUGGGCAACUGGCUUAAUUACAUUGUUUGAUUUUAAAUUGGAAUAUUGAAA
Paramecium pentaurelia is the source of this 1220-nucleotide messenger RNA. The record is from the annotation of a GenBank genome assembly. NCBI's taxonomy places the organism in Eukaryota, Ciliophora, Oligohymenophorea, Peniculida, Parameciidae.